Molecule: messenger RNA, 780 nt
Organism: Puccinia graminis f. sp. tritici CRL 75-36-700-3
Lineage: Eukaryota; Fungi; Basidiomycota; Pucciniomycetes; Pucciniales; Pucciniaceae
Exons: 3
Coding region: 1-780 (259 amino acids)
Molecular function (GO): FMN binding
Source: RefSeq, a predicted model, not a curated record
AUGAAGGAGGAUAAAGACUCGAUCAGUUAUUGUCUGAGUACGGUCUCGCGAUUCGAGAGCGGGGGGGAUGGAUCUGCGACGAGGUACGAGUACCAUCCCGAAUCACGAACGGUUGUCCAUCGCGGGUUUGUCAAUGAGCGACGCCGGCACGACGAUCAGCAUGGUGCCUCGUCGGAAGAGGAUCAUGAGGAGCACACCAGCGACAAUCUCUUGGUCUGCACAGACGUUCGAAGCCCAAAGGUCGGACAACUACUACACACCAGCCGUGCCUCUGGCGAACCCUCCUCUGGCGUUCUCCCUUCUCAAUCUGGCCCCCUGGCUUCGAUCUGUUGGUGGUUCUCUCCCACCGGAGAACAAUACAGAAUCCAAGCUCGAGCAUAUGUGAUCUCAGCGGAAAGUGAAAGAGGAAGAGUAGCCGGCUUAACGGCCGAGCAAGCGAGACGAUUGGGGCCGCGGGGCGGAGCGGAUUUCCAGUGGGAGGCGGAGCGGCUGCGAGUGUAUGAGAAGCUGUCUUCGGAGCUGAAAGCCUCGUUUGUUGGAGAGAAUGCGCCCGGUAGCAGGUUAGUCGCAGACGCCUCUGAGAAGCCAACUGCAGAUCUGGAGAAGCAGCUGGAGAUGGGCGACCAGGAGCUCCGGGCGGCCGCCCUCAAACACUUUGCUCUGAUUGUCUUGGAGCCCGUGUCGGUCGACCUUGUCCAAUUGAAGACUAAGCCCCAUCACAGGUUCUCAUGGAAAAAGACUCCCUCUGGAGAUUGGGAGGAAACCGAGCUCGUUCCAUAA